This is a messenger RNA of Mugil cephalus (flathead mullet), 2351 nucleotides long. RefSeq names its product V-set and immunoglobulin domain containing 10 like (gene vsig10l). The record is from RefSeq and is a predicted model, not a curated record. Gene Ontology annotation, molecular function: protein binding. The transcript is spliced from 12 exons. The coding region runs from base 158 to 2245 and encodes 695 amino acids. NCBI's taxonomy places the organism in Eukaryota, Metazoa, Chordata, Actinopteri, Mugiliformes, Mugilidae.
UCACGUGCCCUGCUGACAGCUGCCGCUCGAGCACACAAGAAGAAUCUCAAGUCACUCCAAGGACGUUUUUUCCGUCUGCUGUGUUCUGUUGGAAAUAUUAGUCGAGCCGACUUUUUACUUUGUUAAAGGCGCCUCUGAAGUGGCACGCAUUCCAAAAAUGACGAGACUGGAGGAAUUUAACAAAUACAGCGCAGUAUUUCUUGCCAUUUUAUUUUACUUUUCUUUUCAAGGUGCCCGCUCUCAGCUGGUGGUUUCCCCUGCUGGUCCUGCUCUGGUGAACGCAUUAGUUGGCAGCAAUGUGACUCUGGCCGUGUCCUUUAGUGGUGCGCCUGACCCAGGCCUCGUCUGGCUUAUGGGAGGUUUACCUGUCGCCACGUGGAAAAUCAACUCUGUUGCAGCUCCAGAAAUAGCUCAAAACCGCAGGGACGUGAUCAGGGUUGAGGAAAAUGGGUCCCUUACCUUUGUUAAUGUGACACUUGCCUAUACUGAGAGAUACACCAUUGAAAUGACAAAGCCUGGACUGGAAAAAGCUUCAACUAACUUCACACUGAAAAUAUUUGAAACCCUCCCGAAUGUGACUCUGAGCUCACAGCCGGAGUUUGCCAAAGAGGGAACUGACCGGUUCAUGCUGCACUACAGUGUGCCGCAAGAUGUUGUUGAGCAACAGACGUGGCUCUUCAACGGCAAGGAAAUUAAAAACAACUCGCACUAUUUGGUGGAGCAAGGGAGGCUUGUUAUCCUCAGACCAAACCGAAGUGACACAGGACAGUACACACUGCUGAUCGCAAACCCUUUCAGCCGUGCAACAGCUCAGAAGAAUGUUAGUGUGCUGUAUGGACCAGAUGAGCCUAUACUGGAGGCCAGGCCAGCUAAGCUUUUCUACAUACCAGGCGACUCUGUGAUCCUCUCCUGUCAGGCUGACGGAUUCCCAAAGCCAACUCCUAAGUGGCUGUUAGGUGAUCGCAUCCUUUCCACCAAGGACGUCCUGAGUCUAGAAAAUGUACAGACCAGUGAAGGAGGUGUUUAUACAUGUAUACUGGUCAAUGAGCAGACUGAAGAGGAGCGUCAAAACAACCUGACUUUAAAUGUUUAUGAGAAGCCGCCGGGCAAACCGCUGUGCUCCGUGCACUCUGUGAAUGACGUCAAACUGCAGUAUCGCUGUGGAUGGAUGGGGGGGACCCCACAGGCUCGGCUGUCUUUCCCAGCACUGAGUAACGCCAGCAGUGGAGAAGGAAACUUCAGUCUGACUGUCAAUGCCUCAGAUAACUUGAACCGAAAAACUAUCAAGUGCAUGGCAGACCACCCAGUCCAACAGAAUCAGUGCAACAUUACAGCAAGUAGUCCAGUUGUGUUUCCUCCAGCUGUGAGAACAACACUUGAGGGCAAAAUGGUGGUCACUAUCCACUGUAUGAAUGAGGCCUCGCCUAUGGCUGUGGUGUCAUGGUACAGAGGCAAUGUUUCUGUCACCAACGGGACAAUGCACCAGGUCAGCAGCAGCACCACACAACUUGAGAUCCGUCAUUUCAACGUCAGCUACAUACUCCUCCAAAACUACACCUGCAUUGGCAGUAACCCACUGGGCAGUCAGACGAGGGAGAUUCAACUACAAGGGCCGUCAAUCUCGGAUUUCAGCUUGUUCCCUAAUCAAGAUGGAACCGUCAUCACUUUGACUUGGGAGGUCCCGCCUACCUCUGUUGUUACAGGUUUUAACAUCCAAAUGAAAGGACCAGACCUGCUGAGCAAAUAUUCUACAUACACUAAAGCAAGCUCGGACAAAUUCCGCACCAUCCAGGUGAAACCUGGUUCUGCCAGGAGUACGGACGUCUUUCCGCUCGAACCCGACUUGACCUACAGGUUUCGGGUCAUUCCCAAAGCUCAUCAGACACAAGGAGAGCCGUCUACAGUCCACAGAAUUGGUCCAGGUGAAGGACUGAGCGGCCCUGCCAUUGCUGGCAUUGCAGCUGGAAUUCCCUGCAGCCUUCUCUUCCUGCUCCUGCUGGGUGGCCUCAUUUACCUCUGCAUUUACUGCAGCAAGAAUAAAAAUCAUCACACAAGAUAUCCAGUUUCCAGAGCGGUGGAGAAGGCAAAAACAACCCAGCCUGACACAUCUCCUCAUAACCUGCUGACAGGAGGGCUGAAGUCUCCACCUGACUACAACCGAUUACAGCAGACUCCCUCUGAACGAUCUGUGGCUCUGCCCUCAUUUAUUCCUGCGCCACCUGUCAGAGUUGCUACAACGGUCUAGACUUUAACUUUAAUUUGUUUUAAAGUGUAUAUUCAUUUGUUUUGAUUGAAAAGGAUGGAUUUUUUAUGUUCCAUUUUAAAUAAAAAUAUAUGUGUAUUAGAUAUUA